CGGCUCGUCGGUCCCGCUGCGGGGCGGCGGCGCCUUUGUUGCGGCCGGGCCGGGCCGGCGCUGCCCUUUGUGUGCGGAUGGUGGACGCUUGCGGCCGCCCGGCCGAGGGCUGCAGGAGGAUGGAGGUUCCGCCCGACGCCGCGGACCUGGUGCCCCUGGACCGCUACGACUCGGCGCGGGCCAAGAUCGCCGCCAACCUGCAGUGGAUCUGCGCUAAGGCUUAUGGCCUAGAUAACGUCCCCGAGGACCUCCGGGACCCUUUCUAUGUGGACCAGUACGAGCAGGAACACAUCAAGCCGCCCGUCACGAAGCUGCUGCUGUCCAGCGAGCUGUACUGCCGCGUGUGCGGCCUUAUCCUCACGGGGGACCAGGCAGCCGCCUUACAGGGCCACCAGGCUGUCAUCCAGGCCCUCUCCAGGAAAGGGAUCUAUGUGAUGGAGAGUGACGACACCCCUGUGACGGAGCCAGACCUCAGCCGCGCCCCCAUCAAGAUGAGUGCCCACAUGGCGAUGGUGGACGCCCUCAUGAUGGCCUACACCGUGGAGAUGAUCAGCAUUGAGAAGGUGGUGGCCAGUGUCAAGCGCUUCUCCACGUUCAGCGCGUCACAGGAGCUGCCCUACGACCUGGAGGACGCCAUGGUGUUCUGGGUCAACAAGGUGAAUCUUAAAAUGAGAGAAAUAACAGAGAAAGAAGUUAAGUUAAAGCAGCAGCUGCUGGAGAGCCCGGCUCAUCAGAAGCCUGCCCACUCCCUGGCGCAUGCCCUGCCGCACUGCAUGCCGGAACCUCUGAGCUUUGCAUGUGUAGUCCGCUAUCGGCGAGAGCCCCUGUCGGCCCGGCAGUGCCCUUACUUCCCGUGGGUGGAGGACCUGAUGCGAGACGGCAGUGAUGGCGCCGCCCUCCUGGCCGUCAUCCACUACUACUGCCCGGAGCAGAUGAAGCUGGACGACAUCUGCCUGAAGGAGGCGCCGUCGCUGGCCGACACCCUGUACAACAUCCGGCUGCUGAGAGAGUUCUCCAACGAGCACCUCAACAGGUGCUUCUACCUCUCCCUGGAGGACAUGGUGUACGCACCUGCCGUGCUCAAGCCCAACGUGAUGGUGUUCAUCGCUGAGCUCUUCUGGUGGUUCGAGAGCGUCAGGCCUGAUUUUGUCCAGCCCAGGGACGUGCAGGAACUGAAGGGUGCUAAGACAGUGCACCAGCAGAAGAGCAGCCGGCCCCCGGUGCCCAUCUCCAAUGCCACCAAGCGCAGCUUCCUGGGCAGCCCUGCUGAGCAGCCGCCCGCCGCCCUGGCAGCCGAGGGCUGCCACCGCUGCCAUCUGCACCCCGAAGAGGCCGAGUAUCCUGGGAGAGGACCCCCCGCCGGCCCGGCCCACCCCCUGCUACCACUGAGGCAGAGGCAGCAGAAGGCGGUGCAGGGACAGGACUCCCCGGAUCAGCGACAUCGCUCCAACUCCCUAACCCGUGUCGACGGCCAGCCGCGGGGCUCGGCGGUGGCGUGGCCGGAGAAGGCCAGGCCUGUGUCCCAGCCCACACCGUCCACUCUCCCCCAUGCUGCCAGCUGUGACGUGGACCCUGGUUCUGGCGACAGCGUCAGCUUGGCCCGCUCCAUCAGCAAGGACAGCCUGGCAUCCAGCAUUGUCCACCUGACCCCACAGAACCGGCCUCAGGCCGCAGCUGCCAAGGCCAAUGGCAAGAGCCUGCUGAACCACGUCAGCAUCGAUGACGAGGACGAGGAGCUCGUGGCCAUCAUUGGGACAGACGGGGCUCCCCGCCAUGGGGACCCCGAAGGUCCCAGGGCCUCACCCCGGGCCCCAGGCCUGAUGAUGAGUGCCAGGUGCCCCCCACGGCAGGCAGAGGCCCCGGACACUCAGCCCGACAGCUUCUUCUUGGAACCCUUGACGCCGGCAGUGCUGAAGCCAGCAAAGGAGAAGCAGGUCGUCACCAAGGAGGAUGAGCUUGGAGAAGGGAGGCCCAGGGGCAGCACGGCCAAGAGGGCCAGCGAGGGCCGCCAGGCGCCGGGGCGCAGGAGGCUGGUCGGCGCGCCUGGCGGCCAUGACCUGAAUAGGACAUUCACCCCGAUACCCUGCCCCGAAUCUCCAGAGCCGAAGGGUGCGGGGGCCACGGGAGAGGCUGCCAGGGGGCCCCUGGCCCUCGGGCCGCUGGAGCUGACCUCUCGGGACCAGUCUGCCGGUGGCUUCUUCCUUCACGUAGGCAGGGCCGCUGAAGACUUGGGGGGCAGGAUCCACGUCAGCCCCCGGAGCCCCGAGCCGUGGACCCCGCUGAGGCAGGGCUCCGACUCGGACGGCGGGGACACCGAGGACAUGGAGCAGCUCUUCCUGGGCGAGGACCAGGCUGCGGCCGUGCUGCGGUACGCCGGCGAGGAGGAGUCCGCCAAGCUGCAGGAGGACAUGAAGGUGAAGGAGCACGAAGACAAGGACGACGCGAGUGGCCGCUCCAGCCCGUGUCUGAGCACGGCCUCCCAGCUCAGCAGCGUGUCUGUGGCCAGCGGCAGCGUCAAGAUGACCAGCUUCGCCGAGAGGAAGCUGCAGAGACUCAACAGCUGCGAGACCAAGUCGAGUACCAGCAGCUCCCAGAAGACCACGCCGGACGGGUCGGAGAGCUGCCCGCCCCCCCUGACCACCUGGAGGCAGAAGAGAGAGCAGAGCCCUGGGCGGCACGGCAAGGACGCCGCCAGCCUGCUGGCCUCCGAGCUGCUCCAGCUGCACAUGCAGCUGGAGGAGAAGCGCCGGGCCAUCGAGGCCCAGAAGAAGAAGGUGGAGGCCCUGUCGGCCAGGCAGCGCCUGCAGCUGGGCAAGGCCGCCUUCCUGCACGUGGUGAAGAAGGGCAGGGCCGACGGCGCCCCGCAGCCACCCACGCCGGGGCGCUGCGGGCGGGAGCUCUCGCCGCACAACGGGGGGGACCCGGACGCCGGCCCUGCCAAGGCAGAAGCCUUUCUGCUGAGGGAGAGGCUGAGCGAGGACCUCGUGGGCGAGACUCGAGACGUGGAUGCGGCCAGCCUGGCCCUGCUGCAGUCCAGGCCCAGGGAGCCCGCCACGCUGCACGACAUGGAGAGGACCAAGGCGCUGUCGGCCGCGCUCCUGGAGGACGGCCUGGGCGAGGUGGCGGACGUGGGCGAGUGUGAGCUGUCCAUCGAGAAGCUGAACGAGACCAUCAGCACGCUGCAGCAGGCCAUUCUCAAGAUCUCCCAGCAGCAGGAGCAGCUGCUGCUCACGGCCCCGGCUGUGCCCGUGCCCAGGAGCCACGCGCAGGACCAGAAGGCGAAGGCUUCCGUCCACUUCAUCGAGCCACUCUCCCCGACUGCAGUGCCUGGGCACCGGAAGCCGCCUCGCCUCGGCCAGGGCCGGAGUUGCCGUGCAGGGAGGCCCGCGGAGCUGAAGGUCCCCAAGGACAGGCAGGGCUCCUCCCGCAGUAAGACCCCCACCCCCAGCGCCGAGAGCCUCCCGCACCUGCGCCCUUUCCCCGCAAACAGCCACCCGCGAACGCCCUGUGACCCCGACAGUGCUGCGGACUCGGGGGGCGACCCCCCAGAGAAGAGUCUGCUGGACAGCUAUAGGCUUCAUGACGAGAGCAACCAGCGGGCCUUGGCCGUGCCCCCCACCAAGGACCCCAACAUCCUCGCGGAGCAGCUGGGCACCAGGGAGACAGGGCCGGGUUCCUCGGACCUCCCUGCCAAGGAGGCCGUGCCCCCCGACGAGCCGCUGAGGGGCAAAGCCAGCCUCAUCGAGGUGGACCUCUCGGAGCUGAAGGCCCCCGAGGAGGACAGCGGCGAGGCGGAGCAUGAGCAGGCCCUGGAGCUCCCCGGCGAGGGCGACCAGAAGCCUGGCGUUGGCUUCUUCUUCAAGGAUGAACAGAAGGCCGAGGACGAGCUGGCCAAGAAGCGGGCCGCCUUCCUCCUGAAGCAGCAGCGCAAGGCCGAGGAGGCUCGCGUGCGCAAGCAGCAGCUCGAGGCCCAGGUGGAGCUGAGGCGGGACGAGGCCCGGCGUAAAGCUGAGGAAGACCGCGUGCGGAAGGAGGAGGAGAAGGCCCGGCGCGAGCUCAUCAAGCAGGAGUACCUGCGGAGGAAGCAGCAGCAGAUUCUAGAAGAGCAGGGGCUGGGCAAGCCCAAGACGAAGGCCAAAAGGCCGCGGCCCAAGUCGGUGCACCGGGAGGAGUCGUGCAGCGACUCCGGGACCAAGUGCUCCUCCACCCACAACCUGAGCCGGGCCCAGUCGGGCUCCAACCUGUCCUUGGCCUCGGCGGCGACCACGGAGCCCGAGAGCGUCCACUCGGGGGGCACCCCGUCUCAGCGAGUGGAGUCCCUGGAAGCCUUGCCCAUCCUGAGCCGCAACCCGAGCCGCAGCACUGACCGAGACUGGGAAACAGCGUCGGCCGCAUCCUCCCUGGCCUCGGUGGCCGAGUACACAGGCCCCAAGCUCUUCAAGGAGCCAAGCAGCAAGUCCAACAAGACCAUCAUUCACAACGCUGUCUCCCACUGCUGCCUGGCGGGCAAGGUCAACGAGCCACACAAGGACUCGGUGUUGCAGGAGCUGGAGAAGUGCGACGCCAACCACUACAUCAUCCUCUUCCGGGACGCCGGCUGCCAGUUCCGGGCCCUGUACUGCUACUACCCCGACACCGAGGAGAUCCAGAAGCUCACGGGCACGGGCCCCAAGAGCAUCACCAAGAAGAUGAUUGACAAGCUGUACAAGUACAGCUCGGACCGCAAACAGUUUAACUUGAUUCCGGCCAAAACCAUGUCUGUCAGUGUGGACGCGCUCACCAUCCACAGCCACCUGUGGCAGCCGAGGCGGCCGGCGGCGCCCAAGAAGGGCCAGAGCCGCAAGUGACGCACGGCCACCCCGCGUCCAUCACUGUCAGCCCUUUGGGUACGAGUGCAGAGUCGGUCCUUUCCCCAGAGAUUCUGGACAGCGAGAGGAGCGUGGCCCCAGGCUCCCGCACGGCAGCCAUGCGGGCAGGGGCGAGGGGCGUCCAGAGGGCUAGCCAGGUGGACCCCUCCGCAGCCCCUGUGCACGUGGCCUGAUGCCCCAGGGCUGGCCAGCCGCGACCUCGGCGCACGCAGGGCGAGACCCGGUCUCGGCUCAGGGGGCGUGCGUGCCUAGCGGGGGCGUUCCCGGUGGGACGCUGUCCGUUACAGAGUUCUACUGCCAACAUUUCUAUCCGGUUCUAAGGUUUUGAAGAAUCUUGUCGUUCUUGCUGCUUCGAGAAAGUUUACUGAGAAACCAAGUUUACGGAAGCACUGGCCCUGCAGCCCGCCACGCUCGGGCAGUUACAGGUACAGGAGGCUGCGUGACGGUACGCGGGCUGGCGACGGCCAGCUGCAGUCGGUACUGCUCUGAGGGUGAGCCCUUCAAUACAGGGCCGGGCGCUGGCUAGGGCUCGGCCUGAGCCCGUGUGACGGACCGAGCUGUGCGGGCGCCAGCAUCUGCUCCGGGAGAGGCCGCUUCCCUAGCUCUGCUGCGGCUGGGGUCUCGUCGGGGGGACGUCCCUGCGUCCCCUCGUCCCACGCGGCUGCACGUGGCAGGUGUGGCGGCCGGCAGCCUGAGAUGCAGUUUGCUGGCGUGGUUUUGCACAUACGUUUGGGAGUGUUACUUGAAUCCGGCCUGCGGACACCAUCAGCGGGGCGAGAUGAGGACGUGGGAGCACUAACCGAGGGCGUGUGUGUGAGGCGGGGCUCGCACGGCUGCCGAGCCUGCCUGGUGCUUCCCGUGCCAGCUCCACGGGCGCCGGGGUGGGCGUCCCAGGUGGGCCCCGCGCCCACGCUUCCCUGUGUGCUUGUGUCACGCUGUUGGACAGUAUAUGACCGUAUUUAUUGUAAGAAAGCACUACAGUGUAAUAAAGGAAUGAGCCAA
Ochotona curzoniae (black-lipped pika) is the source of this 5870-nucleotide messenger RNA. RefSeq names its product calmodulin regulated spectrin associated protein 1 (gene CAMSAP1). Gene Ontology annotation, biological process: cytoplasmic microtubule organization; neuron projection development; negative regulation of microtubule depolymerization. The record is from RefSeq and is a predicted model, not a curated record. Gene Ontology annotation, molecular function: microtubule minus-end binding; calmodulin binding; spectrin binding. The transcript is spliced from 19 exons. Lineage: Eukaryota; Metazoa; Chordata; Mammalia; Lagomorpha; Ochotonidae. The coding region runs from base 78 to 4847 and encodes 1589 amino acids. Gene Ontology annotation, cellular component: microtubule minus-end.